Messenger RNA from Entrophospora sp. SA101, 2097 nucleotides. Lineage: Eukaryota; Fungi; Glomeromycota; Glomeromycetes; Entrophosporales; Entrophosporaceae. The record is from the annotation of a GenBank genome assembly.
AUGGCUGAUAAUCCUGAUAAUCUAGAAAUUAAAGAUAAUGACAGUAGUGGUAGUGGUAAAAAAAAAGAUCAAUAUUAUAUUACAAUUAGCAAUGAUGGAGAAUAUAUAGCUAGACUUGAUUGUAGUAAGGAUGAAAGUUUAAGAUUAAAAAUUACACAUCACAAAAAUUUUGAAUUGUUAAAUAAUGAUAGUGACAUUGAAAAAGGACAAGACAAUGUAAAGAUUUGUAAUAUUGUUAAAAAAUUAACAUUCUUAGAUGAACUUAAUCCAUAUGUAAAACCUUCAGAGGUAAAAGAUCCACAAAAAGAAGAAACAAAAAGGGGUAAUAAAAAACAAGAAGAACAAAUAAAAGAGGACAAUAGAAAACUUUUAAUUUGGUCAUUUUCUAUAUCAAAUAGGUUUUUUUUUAAUAAUAAACCAACAAUUUUAGUAGCAAUUUCAAGAGUAGUACCAAAUGAUAUGAUUAAUUGUGAUAGACCAAUUAAUCACUUAAUUGAUAAACUCAAGGAAUAUAAUGAACUCAAAUUAAAAUAUCAAAAUAUGAAAGAACUUCAUUAUUAUCCUUUGCAUUCACAUCCUUCUAUAAAUGAAACUUGUUUAACUAGUAAUAUUGGUGGAAUAGUGAGGUUUUUACCAGAAGUUGAAAAAAACAAAACAAGUUUUUUAAUAACUAAUGUAAAAGGAUUUUAUAAAUCUCUUGAUAAUUUAGAUAAACCAAAUAUUCAUUCAAAAUUAAAAACUCGAAAAUAUGGCAUUCCUACUUAUGCAAUUUCAUUGAAUAAUCUUUUACUAGCAUUUACACGUGGAAAUAAUGAUAUUAGAAUUUAUUCUAUGGAAUCAGGUCUUUUUAUUGCUUUAAAAAGUUUGGAUAACAAAGAUGAAGUUUUAUUUCUAGAAUUUAUACAUGAUGAUGAAAGAUUAUUCAUUGUUACACGAAAUGACACUAAUUUUAAAAUCUCUAUAAAAAUUUGGGAUAUUUUUAAUUCUUCUCCUGAAGAUUUUAAUAUUAAAUAUAAAAUUAACAACAAUAUCAUUCCAAAAAAAAUUGAUUGUUUGAAUAUUGCAAGAUCAAAUGGGAUGAUUUUUUUUGUUAAAGAAGAUGGCAAAGUCUUAAAUGUUCUUAAAAAUAUUGAAUUCUUUGAAUUCAAAGUAUUUGAAAAUGAUGAUGAUAAUGAUGGAAUAAAAGAAGAAAAAUCAUUUACUGUAUUUAAAGAUUUUAAGAAAGUUGACAAAUAUUUAAACCAUUGGUAUUGCUGUGAAGACAAUGAUGCUGAUAAGCAUAAAAUAUUUGACCCUUUCAAAAAACAUGAUGAUGUUGGCAAUUCAAAAAUUUCACUGUUAGUAGAUAAUGAGGAAAAAUGGGUUGAUGUUCAUAAAAUUAAACCAAUAGUAAAUAAUAAGGAACAAUGGGUUGUUGGUUGUAGAAAAUUUGAACUGGAAGUUACUUGGGUAUUAGCAAUCAAAUAUUACACUGAUAAAAAAGACAAAUUAAUUGUAGGCUAUUUAUUAGAAUAUUAUUCCAACAAUGCUAUUGAACAUAUUGGAUGGAUGAUCACUGUUUCAACAACUUUACCUUUACUUUUCCAAUCUCAUUUAGAAGAUUAUGUGUAUGAUUUAUUUUACAAAGAAUGUUUUACUGAUAAUAACAUAGGAACAAAUUUUAAACUUUUUUUAGAUAAAGAAUUGACUGAUAAUAGCAUAGGAAUAAAUUUUAAGCUUAAAGAAGAUACUGAAAGCAACCUCCUGCAAAAUAGUGUAAAGAAAAUUCCUUUUAAAAAAAUAGCUUUUGGAAAAGAUAAUCAAAAUAGAGCAAAUGAGACUAAAGAGAAAACUGCUCAAAAAGCUGAAGGAAAAAACAAACACAAUACAGUACCAUUCAACUUGUGUGUAGUACCACUUCCAAAUUUCACAGUUAAUAAGAUUGAAAAGAAAAAUGUUCAAAAAAAUGUUGUUAUAACUUUUGAAACAACUAUAAUAGUUAAAUCAUUUGAAAUUGAAGAUGCAUUUGGUAGUGCUAAACCUGAUCAAGGAACAAUUGCUGCUAUAUCUAUUUCAAUGUUAAUUCUUUGGAUUGAAUUUGUAACUUUCAUACCUUAG